CACGCGUCCUGCUAAAGUCUCCUCUUCAGCACCAGGAACAGGGGGCCAGCCCGCAGAGCUCUUCCGGAGGCGGAUAAUCCCCGAGCAUACGCGCAGUCAGGAAGGGAUUGGUACAGCUCACCUUCAGGAAAACACAUUUUUUCAAGGAACGAGUUAGAGAGUCGCUUGAACGAGGCGGGAAAUGGAGAUUCGCGUGUUGUUUUUGCCUCGUAAAUAACAGAAUCUGACACUUUUAUUCUGACAGCUGUUGUUGCGUUUCAUCAACCUGGGAGAAAACCACAAGGAGCCAAUUCUUCCUCCUUUUUUUGUCAUCUUCGUUUCACGUUGGCAUCAUUUCUGCACCACGAUGGUGUCUUUCAACCUGGCGUUGACUCUUCUCGCCGCGGCUCUCUGGAGGGUCAAUGGCGAACCGUUGACCCCUUCAUCUACGACGCACAUAAACUCAACAUCCUCAUCCUCACCGUCAUCCACCGAGAGCGUGGAGCAUCUGAGGGGGAACUCCACGGAUGCUGAUGUGGGAUUCCGCCUUUCACCUCUGAUGGCGCAUCUUCCAACUCUGAAAAAUAUAGUCAUUUUCAUCUGCGUGCUAACAGCUGCUCUCAUCACAUGUCUGGUCAUCAAAGUCAUCAGAUCUGGCAGACGAAUCAGGAAAACACGAAAAUACGACAUAAUAACGACACCCGCUGAGCGUGUGGAGAUGGCUCCCCUCAAUGAGGAGAAUGAGGAUGAAGAUGAUUCAACUCUGUUUGACGUAAAAUACAGGUGAAUUCAGCGACGGACAUCAACAAUAUGGCAACUCCUGCUCCGUUCAGAAGGUUUCCUGUGUUUUUGUGUCCUAAUCAGUGAGCCGUGCUGCUUGAGCGCGGCUUUAGAUAAACUUACGGCGCCGUUCGGAUGUUUGCCGUUCUCGGACACCCCUAUCAUGUGAUCAAACCUGCUUUUUUUGUGUGUUUGAACUGGAGACUGUAUAGAUCUAAAGGAUUCAUACCAAAAUGAUAUUUUUUUACAGGUCAAAGCAAUUAGAAGCCAAAGCCUGCCAAUAUUCUUUUAUUAUAAGAAUUUAUCAAUGCACACGGAAGAGUUGAAGAAAUUAUUAAUCAUGUUGCUGUAAUGCAUUCCUAGAGUUAGUAUGUAUAUUUUUGUAAUCCUAUGCUCAGAUUCAGUCUUACUUUGCUGCUAGCUUCGCUGACCUUUCUUCUGGAGUCGAACUCAGAUCGCAGAAACCAUCAGGACGUAUUUAUGACACGGAUUUAAUGUGUGCCCUGAAUGUGAAUGCUGUCUUCUGUAAUCAGGCGUGGUAAAUUUGAGAGAAUUCAAUUGCAAUCCUAUCCUACUACUGAACUAUAUCAUCAUCGUCAUCAUCAGCAGCAGCUGCAGCCCAAACAUCUGCAGCGGUCUAACAAGCACAAACCCGUGUUUUUGGUUUUGGGAGCAAAACAGAGUCACAUUUCUCAGUUAAAAAUGUUCCACAAAUUUGGUAUAUCUUGUGUAAUGUAAUACUGGGAAUGUAAAGUCCCCCUUGUUUAUGGCUAACUGUGUUACAUGUACCAUCAUGUAGUUGGAGCCUAAAAAAAGAGCGAGCAGCAGGGGCUAUCCAAGGAUGUAUUCGACAAAAAAUGAUUAAACUACUAUUUUAUUUGAUCUCUUUCAUCCAUUUUUGUGUAGAAAAAGUAACAGAGGAGAUCCAGACCGGUGUUGUAACAAGGUACGCUCCCCCUGCCAGAAUGUGUGUUCCCGGUCUCAGAUAUCGUUGAUUUGUUUUGUAACUCUUACAUUUUGUUUUGAUUUGAUUAUGACAGACUUAAUUAUGGGGCUUUUGUGAGUAUUUUCUUUUUUUUUUUUACCACAUAUUCUACAUAAAACGAGAGGGGUGCUGCUGAUCCAGCCCGCCAGAAUCUGUUCCCCCCAAUAAUUUGCUGUGUAAACAACAACUGUUUACUAAUUGUCAGUUGUUACAUGCUUUCAUAACCAAGUUACUUUCAUAAAUCAUGUUUUCUAUCCUAAAAUAUUCAAACAAAUUUAGUUUUUUUCCCUUUUUAACAGAAAAAGUUGUAAUUUUACAUAGAAUAUACGAAAAAAAAAAAUCAAAAUUUUACAAUAAAGCUUCAAAAUAAAGUAUAUCGUAAUUAUCCACUUUCAUUUUACACUUUUUGGGACAAAAUAUGAGUGCUACGAAACAAAUCAACAAUGUCUGAGAACCGGGGACACACAUUCUGACAGGGGGAGCAUACCUUGGCACAACACCUGUAGGUCACCUUCAAUUUGAACUCCAGGCUGUAUCUGGACGUGCUCCAUAAGUGCAGUGGAUGACCUUCAUUCUGUUCUGCUCAGGACAAAAACACUUUUCCCCUACAAUUGAAAUCAAAGACACAAACAUUUUCAUAAGACUAAAUGCGUUUAUUGUCUUUUAACAUACAGAAUAUAUAAUAAGUGUAUAAACGGCUGAAAAAAGCCACUUUUUUUGUAUUUUUCUUAUGCAAGUUUAGUACAAGUUUAACAGAUUUGCUGUUAUUUUAACUGAUUGCAUGAUAACUGUUAACAGAAAUCAGUAGAGGAUUAAACCACAACUCUGAACAUUUAAAAUGAAUAAGGAAAAAACUGAUAAAGUUGUUGUUUUUAAAGGAUCUAGCUCAGGGGUCUGCAACCUUAAAUGCUUAGAGACAUUCAGGCUGAUUUCUGAACCCAGUGGAGCCACAAAGUCUCACUUUAACCCCUUAGAAAAAGCAGACACUGCGUUGUAUUAAUGCUAUUGUUUGUAUUAUGAUAAAUAUUAAUGAAAUAGUGUUUUUAUCAUAAAUAAAAAACAUGAAGAAAAAGUAAAAAACAAAAGACUUCCUUUCAAAAUAAAAGUUUAACUUUGUUUCGUUUCACUUGAUGCACCUACUUAAAGUUUCAAAUUAAAAAUAUUUUUAUUUUCUUGAACCUGAGAGCCACAAUGGAGGGUAAAAGAGACAUAUGGGGCUCCGGAGCCUCAGGUUGCAGACCCCUGGUGUAAAAGAUCUAUUUCUCGUUUUUCUGUGCUCAGUUUGUCCCUAUUUUUGUUGUGUUAAAUGCUGUUAAACCUGUGGAAAAAUUCACCUCAUGUAAACAUGCUAAAUGUAGUUUUUUUAUUUUAUUGGCUUUGAGUCAUUUGCUACAGAAAGACAGUAAAAUAUUUCAACAUUGUGGCUGUUGAAACAUAUAAACCAGCAGAUGUGGACCCACUUGUGGCGUCUUAGUUUCCAUUUCUUUACUGCUUUUGAAGUCUUUUAAAGGGAGAGGCUUGGAAAAAGAUAACAAAAAAAAAAAAA
Molecule: messenger RNA, 3290 nt
Organism: Oryzias melastigma (Indian medaka)
Lineage: Eukaryota; Metazoa; Chordata; Actinopteri; Beloniformes; Adrianichthyidae
Gene: fam174b
Product: family with sequence similarity 174 member B
Exons: 3
Coding region: 347-766 (139 amino acids)
Source: RefSeq, a predicted model, not a curated record